AAAUGAGUUCAUUUCUGCAUAACGUAUUCUGCAUGGAAAUUAGUAUAUAUAAUAGUUGAUAAUCUGAACUCACCUUUGCUACUUAACGGAAUAAUAGCUACAACUCGUUAUAUUUACUAAUAAUAUGAGUUCGGUUAGUGAGAGUCAUAUAGAGAUUUUGGUGGCAUUGGCCGAUGGGAUCAUCCAUGACACAACGGCCGAUGUCGUCAGACCCUACUUGGACCCCGGAUUUCCAAUUGACAGGCUUGAAGAAUACUUGAAGAACUACACCAGACCCUCAGAAACAGAAGGGUUUAAGCAAUUCGUCACUAACGUGAUCAAUUCGAAUCCGACCCAUUCCAGGAGAAUGUUCACUGUGCUUAUGACGGUGUUAGACUCCCGGAUCUUAGCACCAACUCUCACGGGCUCGCUUACAUUGAUCAGAGAUAUGACGGUAGAACAGCGUGAGCAGCUAUUACAAUCGUGGAGAGAUUCUCCUAUAGUGACCAAAAGACGUGCAUUCAGAAUGGUGCACGCUGCAGCCGUGUCCACAUUCGCGAGAAUGGCUACAGACUUGCACUUGAAGGCUAUUGGCUAUCCUGGAGUCGAGACGAGAGAAAAGCUAUAUGCUGACCAAGUGCCCGACACUUUCAAAUAUUCGAUGUUGAAAAAACCACAAGUUGACGGCUACGAGUUGCACAUUCCUGACGUCGAUGUGUUAAUCAUUGGGUCUGGUUCUGGUGCCGGUGUCGUUGCUCAUACUAUAGCUGAAGCAGGAUAUAAGGCUUUGGUUCUCGAGAAAGGAAAGUACUUUUCGAGCGAAGAAUUCACCUUCAAUGACUUGACUGGAUACCAGAACUUGUAUGAACAACAAGGUGCCUUAGUCUCUUCCAACCAACAGUUGUUCGUAUUGGCUGGGUCUACAUUUGGUGGAGGUUCUGCCAUCAACUGGUCUGCUUGUUUGAAGACUCCAUUCAAGGUCAGAAAAGAAUGGUACGACGACUUUGGUCUUGAAUGGGCUGCCAGCGAGUCAUUUGACAAGUGCACUGACUAUGUAUGGACUCAGAUGGGUGCGAACAAGAACAACAUCAAUCAUUCUUUAGCCAAUAAAGUUAUUUUAGAAGGUGGUGCCAAGUUGGGCUACAAGGUCAAGGAAGUGGAACAGAACAAUGGAGCCCACGCUGAUCACAGCUGUGGUUUUUGUCACCUCGGUUGUAAAUACGGAAUCAAACAGAGUUCCCCAGCUUGCUGGUUCAGAGAACCAGCAGACAAGGGCUCAUUGUUUAUGGACCAAGUUAAAGUGAUCAAGGUUCUCCACAAUCGUGGAGUAGCCAUCGGAGUCUUGUGUGAAGAUAUCCUCACUGGAAAGCAGUUCAAAAUUACAGGUCCUAAGAAGUACGUAGUGAGUGGUGGUUCAUUGUGUACGCCAGUUGUUUUACAGAACUCCGGUUUCAGAAACAAGCAUAUAGGUGCCAACUUGAAGUUGCACCCUAUCUCGAUUGUUUUCGGAAACUUUGGCAGAGAAGCCAGAGCUGAUCCUCAUGAACAUCCUAUAUUGACUUCUGUGUGCACUGAGGUGGACGAUUUGGAUGGAAAGGCUCACGGUGCUAAGAUCGAAACCGUUUUGAAUGCUCCAUUCUUGGAGUCGGUAUUCCUUCCAUGGCAGAACAGUGACAAGCUCAGAGAAGACUUGUUGAAGUACCAGAAUCUUGCAACCAUGUUGCUAAUCACAAGAGACAAAUCCAGCGGAUAUGUGAGGGCAGAUUCCAACGCUCCUAAUUCGUUGAUUGUUGACUACACAGUUAACCAAUACGACCGUAAUGCUUUGCUCCAGGCUUUUGUCACCACUGCAGACAUGCUCUAUAUCCAAGGUGCAAAAGAGAUUUUUGGUUCCCAAGCAUGGCUUCCUGUGUUCAAGUCAGAAAAACCCAAACACGAAAGAGCCAUCACCGACCAAGACUUUGUGGAUUGGAGAAAUGCCGUGUUGAAGAUAGGCUUAGAUUCAUACGGAAACGUGUAUGGUUCUGCUCAUCAGAUGAGUUCCUGCCGUAUGUCUGGAAAGGGCCCUAGAUACGGGGCUUGUGACGAGAACGGCCAUUUGUUUGAAUGUAAAAAUGUCUACGUUGCAGAUGCCAGCGCUAUGCCUACCGCCAGUGGUGCCAAUCCUAUGAUCACAACCAUGGCUAUAGCAAGACAUGUAGCUCUUGGACUUGUCAAGGACUUGCAACCAGCAGCAAAGCUUUGAUUUAUUUAUGUAAUGAUUGAAUACUAUUGUACACUUGCAAUUAGAUACACUGUGUACUACUGUAUAUGAUAUUAAAGAUUUUGUAAUU
Messenger RNA from Scheffersomyces stipitis CBS 6054, 2312 nucleotides. RefSeq lists its product as uncharacterized. The record is from RefSeq and is a predicted model, not a curated record. The coding region runs from base 125 to 2224 and encodes 699 amino acids. Gene Ontology annotation, molecular function: flavin adenine dinucleotide binding; long-chain-alcohol oxidase activity. Lineage: Eukaryota; Fungi; Ascomycota; Pichiomycetes; Serinales; Debaryomycetaceae. The transcript has a single exon.